This is a messenger RNA of Klebsormidium nitens, 2248 nucleotides long. Lineage: Eukaryota; Viridiplantae; Streptophyta; Klebsormidiophyceae; Klebsormidiales; Klebsormidiaceae. The record is from the annotation of a GenBank genome assembly.
AUUCUUCAAAGCUGAAGACAGGCCUUGAUUCCGCGGUCCAGCCGCCAGUUUUCCUCUUGAACGCCGCAUUGCCAAUUCCAGGGUUUCGAGAGACUGCCAGGACCGCGCCAGGUGCAAUGCAGUCAAGCGCCGCGCGCUGCGCUGCAGCCCCCGGUCCCCUCAGCUUCUCCUCUGUCACAACAGACAGGACGUCCGUCCACUCAAAGCAAACUUUGUCCCGUUCUACCCCCAGUCUUCUUCGCCGCUCCCCAUCUUUUAAAACAGCACAUCCCUCGUCCUCAAAUUGCCCAGCCAAGACCUUUUCGCACCGCCGCGGUCCGGUUCAGUGCAAUGCUGCGAAAGGGGACGACUCAGAAUCAGAGGCACCGCUGAAAGAAGCGGCGGGUAAAGCAAUCGAUGCCGCGGGUGCGGGACUUUCAUGGGUCAGCCCGGAGUGGUUGACGAAGCUGGUGUCCACAUUCCAGGGGCCAGAUGACUCAGGGGUGCCGGUCGCGAAUGCGCAGCUGAACGAUGUUCAGGAGCUGCUCGGGGGGGCGCUGUUUCUGCCACUAUUCAGGUGGAUGCUGGAGACGGGCCCGGUGUACCGGCUGGCCGCAGGGCCCCGUAACUUUGUGAUCAUUGGCGAGCCCCAGGCGGCCAAGCACGUGUUGCGAAACUACGGAACCAAGUAUCAUAAGGGGCUCGUGGCUGAGGUGUCGGAGUUUCUCUUUGGGUCCGGCUUUGCGAUCGCUGAGGCAGAGCUAUGGCAGACUCGGCGGAAAGCUGUUGCCCCGUCGCUCCACCGAAAGUACCUCUCCACUAUGGUCGACACCGUUUUCGCUGCAUGCUCCGACCAACUUAUCGCCAAGCUCGAACGCGUCGCGGCGUCGGGCAAGCCGAUCAACAUGGAGGCGGCAUUUUCGCAGCUGACUCUAGACGUCAUCGGCAAGUCGGUGUUCAACUACGACUUCGACUCGCUGACGUCAGACAGCCCGGUGAUCCAGGCGGUGUACACUGCGCUUAAGGAGACGGAGUCGAGGUCGACCGACAUUCUGCCGUAUUGGCAGGUUCCGUUACUGUGCAAGCUGAUUCCGCGGCAACAGAAAGCGGCCGCUGCCGUGAAGUUGAUCCAGGAGACGGUGGAGCGACUGGUGGCGCAGUGCAAGGAGAUCGUAGAAGCAGAGAACGAGCGGUUGACUGAAGAAGAAUACAUCAACGAGUCCGAUCCUAGCGUGUUGCGAUUCUUGCUGGCCAGCAGAGAAGAGGUCUCGAGCACCCAGUUGCGGGACGACCUCUUGUCGAUGCUGGUCGCGGGGCACGAGACGACGGGGUCGGUGCUGACGUGGACUGUCUACCUCCUAGCGCAGAGCCCGUCCGCGCGGGAGAAGGUGUUUGAGGAGCUGGCGCGCGUGCUGCCGGACGGACGGUCGCCCUCGUUUGCUGACACGCGCGAGCUCAAGUACAUCAUGCGCUGCAUCAAUGAGUCCAUGCGCCUCUACCCGCACCCCCCCGUGCUCAUCCGGCGCGCCAUUGUGGACGACGAGAUCCCCGGGGGAUACAAGGUGAAGACGGGGCAGGACGUCAUGAUCUCCGUCUACAACAUCCACCACUCGCCACAGGUAUGGGACAAGGCAGAGGAGUUCUUUCCCGAGCGCUUCGACCUCGAGGGCCAGGUGCCAAACGAGGCGAACACCGACUUUAGGUACAUCCCCUUCUCGGGCGGCCCGCGGAAGUGCGUGGGCGACCAGUUCGCGCUGCUGGAGUCGGUGGUGGCGCUCGCGAAGCUGUUCCAGCGGUUCGACUUCGAGCUGGUGCCGGGGCAGGACAUCGGCAUGACCACGGGGGCGACCAUUCACACCAAGAACGGCCUCUACAUGACCGUCAAGGAUCGGCAAAAAGCGUUGUCGAAAGAGCCCGUGCUAGUGUAGAACGUUCAAGCCCUGAAUGGACCCUCACCGGAUUUCAGAAACUCGAGGAGGCACGGUAUCCUUUGCUGAUGUGGCGGUGAAAAGACCGACGUCCACAUCCUUCAAAACGAACUUUAGGAACACAACACACACCUUGGCAAGGGUUCACCAUUCAAGCGACAGCGUCAGUGAUGGCUACCUUAUUGAUUGUUUGAUGGAGUCAUCAUCGGUUGAGAAAAGCUGAGCCAAUUGGUGGUGCCCGGCCUAGUGCCAGAUCUUCAGAUCUAUGUAAAGGCCUGGUCAGCGAGGCGGGCCCAACUUGUGACCUCAUUAAUCUGACAUAUAUAUGUCUGUACACCCAA